Vespa mandarinia (Asian giant hornet) is the source of this 1187-nucleotide messenger RNA. Its product is annotated as N-acetyltransferase family 8 member 7-like. Gene Ontology annotation, molecular function: N-acetyltransferase activity. NCBI's taxonomy places the organism in Eukaryota, Metazoa, Arthropoda, Insecta, Hymenoptera, Vespidae. The record is from RefSeq and is a predicted model, not a curated record.
GUUAUACAUUAUAUACGUAGAACUGAACUUUCUAAAAGAUCAACAAAUUUUAUUGUGUAUUUUUGGUAUAUUCGAAAUAUUUUAUAUAAUUUCUCAAUAUGUAUAAUUUUGUUCUUAUUAGAACUUAUAGAAAAGAAGAUGAACCAUUUUGCAAGAAGUUACUUAAAGCUGGUGUAAUGGAUCAGCUAAAUGCAACAUUUAUUGGAUAUUUAUUGAGAAAACCUGUUUUUAUCUCAAUGAAUAUAGUGAUUUUAUUGAUUUCAAUAAUAUCCCUAUUAAAAGGCUUUUCUGUUGUUUAUUGUCUUAUGUUUAUAUUUAUUUUACCAAUUUUUUUAUACAUCUGCUUAUAUGUAUCAUUUUUCAAUGAAGCUAAAGAUAUGGAAAAAGAAGUAUCUGCGAUUUCACGGAUUUAUAUGUCGGAUAAUUCUUCUCAUUUUUGGGUAGCGGAAUCAUAUGAAUUUUAUUUAUUGAAUCGUCAUCAGCGACAUGAGCAACGUACAUUCAUGACAGAAGAAGAAUUCAAUAAAUCUAAUAUUGACGUAUCUAGGCAUAAAAAAAAAGUAGUAGGUACUAUCGCAUUGUAUAAAAGCUAUAAAAUACCUAAUGGUGCUUGGAUAACAAGAUUAUGUGUUCAUAAAGACUAUAGAAGGAAACGUAUAGGAACUCAUCUUGUGAAUCGAGCUCUGCAAUUUGGCACUGAACAAGGAUUUAUUACUGUUAAUGUGGUUAUCUCUGAAUAUAGAUUAGCUGCUUUAAAAUUAUUUUAUAACAGAGGUUUCCAUAGAUAUUUGAUACGUGGCAGAUCAUAUAAUGCAUCAGUAGUAUUUCAUGAAUUAUCAUAUAGAACGAAGUAUUUUAAGCCUAAUGAAUUAUAUGUUAAAAGUCCAUAUAAGGUUAAAUCUGUGCGAAACUGAAUCAUCCAUCCCACUUAAAUAUUUAAAUCAGAUGUAGUAAUAGUAUUUUUAUAUUUAUUUUUUGUAUGUUAUAAUAUUUUGUAAAAUAUAUAUGAGAAAAGACACUGCAAAAAAUCCGUAAUUUUCUUUUUUACAUCUUUAGAGGAUAUCAAUAUUUUUCAAUUUCUUUAAUUCCCAAUGUUUACAUUUGGAUCUAACUUAGGUCAAUAAUAUUUGAAAUAAUUUAUUAAUAGAAUAGCAUUUGAUAUCCAAUUUUUAUUGCAUAUAAUCAUU